UCCGGCUAUAAAACCCUCCCAGGACCAGGCCAGCGUCCUGCCCUGAGCUGGACAUUACCUCCUUCCUCUGUGCCAGGACGCCGUCAGGACAGGCAGCAGACGAGCCUCCAACAUGAACGACAUCUACAAGGCAGCGGUUGAGCAGCUGACAGACGAACAGAAAAAUGAGUUCAAGGCUGCCUUUGACAUCUUCGUACAAGAUGCGGAGGACGGCUGCAUCAGCACCAAGGAGCUGGGGAAGGUGAUGAGGAUGCUGGGCCAGAACCCCACACCGGAGGAGCUGCAGGAGAUGAUUGACGAGGUGGAUGAAGACGGGAGUGGCACGGUGGACUUUGACGAGUUCCUGGUCAUGAUGGUGAGGUGCAUGAAGGACGACAGCAAAGGGAAGUCGGAGGAGGAACUGGCAGAGCUGUUUCGCAUGUUUGACAAGAAUGCAGAUGGUUACAUCGACCUGGAUGAGCUGAAAAUGAUGCUGGAGUCCACAGGGGAGGCGAUCACCGAGGACGACAUUGAGGAGCUGAUGAAAGACGGGGACAAGAACAACGACGGCAAAAUUGACUACGAUGAGUUCUUGGAGUUCAUGAAAGGCGUGGAGUAAUCCUGAGCAAGACAAGAUCCAGAGUGUUUUUUUUGUUUUUUUUUUGUAUUUUCCUCUGUGACUCCACAAUCGUUCGUGCACAGCCAGACGCUUGAAGACACGGAUGCCGCUGAUUGAAACAUUGGAACGACUUUGCAAGAUUCCCUCGAACAGGCCUACUGUAGCUUUCUGUAUUUUUCCUACCAUCUCUUGCAUCGUUGUAAAUACAGUUUGUAACUACUUUUGGAGCCCACGUAUACUGAAUUUGUGUAAAUGUAUCCAAAUUGACUUAUAUUUUCUUUAUAAACCCCAAGUAGUGAACCGGUCGUGUUUGUUUCAGACUAACUCAUCAUAUAGUGCCACAUGCGGUUUAGAAAUCUUCUCACUUGAGAGGCUGAUAUUGUUUAGCUGGGCAGAAAAUGUAUGUAUGCACAAAACAGAACAUAUCCGUGUGUCAACAUGGUUUUACACCAGGCUCUGGGAGACUUUUAGAGCUGUGUACUGGUUCCAGUCUGUAUACACGUUGUGAUAGGCACAUUACAUACAUUUCUGUGUGUUUAAAACACUCUCAGGACUUUCUGUUUCCCCUGUUAUGCCCCUGGAACGUCUGUGUAUUUCUACAAGGAAGGUCAUGCAAUAAAACCAAGACGCAUUUGUCAGA
Acanthopagrus latus (yellowfin seabream) is the source of this 1238-nucleotide messenger RNA. It is a transcript of the gene tnnc1a, whose product is annotated as troponin C type 1a (slow). Gene Ontology annotation, cellular component: myosin II complex. NCBI's taxonomy places the organism in Eukaryota, Metazoa, Chordata, Actinopteri, Spariformes, Sparidae. The transcript is spliced from 6 exons. Bases 113 to 598 code for a protein of 161 amino acids. Gene Ontology annotation, molecular function: calcium ion binding. The record is from RefSeq and is a predicted model, not a curated record.